Molecule: messenger RNA, 1613 nt
Organism: Nothobranchius furzeri (turquoise killifish)
Lineage: Eukaryota; Metazoa; Chordata; Actinopteri; Cyprinodontiformes; Nothobranchiidae
Gene: tmem160
Product: transmembrane protein 160
Source: RefSeq, a predicted model, not a curated record
CGCGUGUGAGAGUUCACAGGGCAUGCGCAGCUCGUGUUGCGGUGUUUCGGUGCUGUUUAGCUAACUGGUUCCAGUAAUGUGAUGGCUUUUCCGAGUUUGUUCAUGAGGAGGCAGCUGCCGCAGGCCGUCAUCUACUUCGCCCGGACCGUGACGCUGGCCCGGUUUCCCUGCGCCGGUGCCUCGCUAAGGAGGCUGCACGGAUCGGCUCGGCAGCGGAUCGGUGAGAAGGGUCCGUGGGGGAAGAACCGGGGACCGGAGCAGCCCCAGCAACAGUACCAGCUCACAGAGCUCGACAAGGCGGACGCUUUGAUGCUGAGGAAGUCUCAUGAAACAGGUUUCCUCUCUUGGUUUCGGAACGGUUUGCUAGCAACUGGUAUAGGAGUCAUCUCCUUUGUCCAGAGCGAAGUGGGGCGAGAAGCAGGAUAUGCGUUCUUCAUCCUGGGAGGCGUGUGUGUGUCAUUUGGCGGAGCCUCCUAUGUUGGCAGCCUUUUUGCCCUGCGGAGGCUGAUGCUGCUGUCUGUGCCAGCCCUGCUGCUCCAAGGAGGCGUGGUGGGAAGCGUCGCCCUCUUCUGGCUCUGUGCGGUAUCGCUCUAUAUCGGUCGGCUGGAGGUGGAGAUCAUCCACGAGGAUGAGGAGGGAGAGGAUGAGGGGGAGUGCAGGGAGUGCCGGGACAGGCGGGAACACCGGGGUAACAGCGGCUCUAGGGACAGCGAGGACAGUGGCAGCAAGGGACAAAACAAGUAGCCAUCUUCCUGGAAUAAUUGGAAAAGUGUGUGUUUGUGUGUGUGUUGUUCUGAUCGUAUGCGUGUAAAAGUGGAUUAUGAGCCUAAAAAUGCAAAUUUAUUAUCUGUCAUAGUUUAUUCUUAUUAUUCAGGUGAAGAAAGACUUUUACCUUUUUGCAAACAUGAUUAAACAUUUUGAUGAAACCUCUGGUAGAAAAAAAUCCACUUUAUUUAGUUAGACUUCUUAUAAGUUGAUAAUUUGAUGCUGAUGUAGAUUAUCCAUCCAUCUGGAAGAUUUAUUUUUUUAAUCUUGACUUUUUCAGUCAUUGUCUUCUCAGCCAGCUGACCCUGGAUUACUUUAAUUUUCAUAAAAGUCUUCUCUUACCUGUAAAGGACGAUGAACGUUUUGGUUUGUUUUGGUAAUCACAGGAAGAGUCUGAGGACUUUACUUCCUUUUUACAGUUUUUAAAAUUAUUUUGCAUGACUAUGGCAAGAGCACUUUUGCCAUAGUUCUUCUAAAGUCUUGACGACAAAGAACAUUUUCACAGUUUUAUCUGUGAUCAUACAUUUUGUUCCACAUUGCUGUUAUUCAUGUAAAGCAGCCUGCAACCCUAGGAGUGAAGAUCACACCUUCAGGAUGUCUUAUAAUAUUAUUUUCAUGGCUGUCAAGAGUUGAUGAUGGUUAUUGUGUAGAAACAGGGUUUAUUAUUGUUUACCAUGUGUUGUGCAUCAUUUUCAAUGCACACUAGAGUGCAUGCAGUAAUAAAUGACUUUGAGCCAAUGGUUUUAGUUGUUUUUCUAAUGAUGCUUGGCAUCAAUUGUGGGGUACCACAGGGGUCAGUCCUGGGCCCAAAGCUUUUUCUUUUAUUCAAAAAUUAUCUAUGUGCUUUC